This is a messenger RNA of Toxotes jaculatrix (banded archerfish), 4768 nucleotides long. RefSeq names its product integrin alpha 4 (gene itga4). Bases 392 to 3496 code for a protein of 1034 amino acids. Lineage: Eukaryota; Metazoa; Chordata; Actinopteri; Toxotidae. Gene Ontology annotation, molecular function: integrin binding. The record is from RefSeq and is a predicted model, not a curated record. Gene Ontology annotation, biological process: cell-matrix adhesion; integrin-mediated signaling pathway; cell adhesion mediated by integrin. The transcript has 29 exons. Gene Ontology annotation, cellular component: integrin complex; external side of plasma membrane.
GGGUCUCCGCGCGCUCACUUUUCAGUUUCUCUGACUUCAUCUGAAACUCAGAUGAAGUUUAGUUUUUACUGUUUUUAAAGGUUAUAACCUUUUUUUUCCCUUUUUUUUUUUGAGUCAUCACUUUUGUCCCUGUGAGACAAUCCCGGAGCCUCGUGCGAUUCUUGCUCGAGCUCUGGGAGAGCCGGUCCACGCGUUAGACAGCAAAAGGACCAGGGAGGAGCAACAGGAGGUUUCACGACCGAGUGACACCGACACCAAGGAGGAUUUAACGGACACCCCUGAAACAAGCUUUUGAUUCUGUCUGCCCGGUGCUGAUUCAACGUCUGCCCGGUACCGACCGGAGCCACUGUCUGACCCGGGAUAUCUGCGGUUUGAACGUUCAUCCUCCAUCAUGUAUCCCUCAGCGGUCAGAGUGUGUGUGCGCUGCAGUCUAGUCUUGGUCCUGGUUCAGGUUCUGGUCCAGGUCCUGGUGCUGGUCCGUCCUGCAGCAGGUUACAAUCUGGAUCAGGACCAUAGUCUGGAGUUCAGCGGUCCCCCCUCCUCCAUGUUUGGAUACUCAGUCCUGCUUCAUCGCCACAGAUCUCACAAAUGGUUGGUAGUUGGAGCUCCAGAAGCGAACUCAUCCUUCAGUCCGUCAGUUCGAUCUCCAGGAGCUGUUUACCGCUGCAACAUCUCAGCUGAGUCCCGGCAAUGCCACCCCAUGCAUGCCGACGUGCUGAACUGUGGGAAGACAUGUGAAGCAGAGAGCGAUCACCAGUGGCUGGGAGUCAGUCUGUCCAGGCAACCUGGAAACAAUGGAGGACAUGUUCUGGCCUGUGCUCACCGCUGGAAGAACGUCUUCCACUCAAAGAAAGACAGUCAGAACAACAAGCUGCCUAAUGGAGUCUGUUAUCGCUAUGGUGACGAUCUAAGUCACGGCCAACCCAUGAUCCCCUGCUACAGAGACCACCAGAGGAAGUUUGGUGAGGAUUAUGGGUCAUGUCAGGCUGGUAUUUCGAAUUUCCUGACUGAGGACCUGAUCAUCAUGGGGGCUCCGGGGACGUCUUAUUGGACGGGUUCCGUUCUGGUCUUCAACACUUCCAGUCGCAGCAUGUCAGUGUACCUUGAUGAUGGCACUGGAGCAGUCAGCUUUGGAAGUUACCUGGGUUACUCUGUUGGAGCUGGUCACUUCCUGAGUCCUGCUACUGUGGAGGUGGUGGGUGGAGCUCCGCAGUACAACCAGAGGGGCAAGGUCUUCAUCUUCGCAGUAGAGAACACCAUGCUGCAGGUUGUCUCCGAGGUGUCUGGAAAAGAGCUGGGAGCUUACUUCGGCUCCAGUGUGUGUGCAGUGGAUCUGAACGCUGACGGUUUGUCAGACCUGUUGGUUGGUGCUCCAAUGGCAACAGGUGUCACCAGGGAGGAGGGAAGAGUCCAUGUGUACAUCAACCAGGGGCAGGCAACGCUGUUGGAGGCGGAGUUUCUGCUGACAGGCAGCGACGCCUACGCUGCCCGCUUCGGAGAGAGCAUUGCUGACCUGGGAGACUUGGACGACGACGGUUACCAUGAUGUGGCGGUUGGCGCCCCACAGGAAGAUGAACUAAAAGGAGCUGUCUACAUCUAUAACGGCAGGAAGGAGGGCAUCUCCCCAACUCCAUCACAGAGAAUUACUGGAUCCACCCUGGGUCAUAACCUCAGGAUGUUCGGCCAGUCGCUGAACUCCGGCAUUGAUAUUGAUGAUAAUGGCUACCAGGAUGUGGCGGUUGGUGCAUUCCUCUCAGACUCAGCUGUGGUUCUCAGGACCCGUCCAGUGAUUCAGGUGAAGGCGUCUCUGGCUCUGCCUGAGCAGAUUGACCAGCGGAUGGAACUGUGCAAAGACCACAAGACUCCAACUGUCUGCUUCAAUGUCACCAUCUGUUUCAGUGUCCGGUCCAGACAGUUCAAAGGAGCUAUAGAUCUUCAAUAUAAUUUGACCUCUGACCUCCUCCAUAAACCAUCUUUCCCUCAUCGUUUCUAUUUCCAUGGUAACGGGUCAUCUAAUAGCACAAGGGGACGUGUGAGAGCACGACUUGGCCACCUCACUUGUACAACACACGUGGCUUACCAAAGGAAAGACGUGAGGGACAUUUUUACUCCAGUCCAGUUUGAAGUUUCCUAUAGUCUCAGAGAACUAAACACCCACAGAGCCUCUUCCAGAACCUUCCCUCCAUUAAAACCCAUCCUGCAGCAGAGCGCAGGACAACAGCACACCAUCACCAACCAGACUCAAUUUGCUCGUUCCUGUUCUCUGGUGAAGUGUUCGACCAACAUGCAGUUGUCGGCUCAACUGGUGUUGCCACAUCAACAGGACUACUUUGCUCUCGGCUCUGGAAAGACCAUCAUGCUGAACACCUCGCUGCUGAACUCCGGAGAUGACGCCUUCCUGCCACGACUGACGCUGCUUUUCCCAGAUAACAUCCACUACGUUAAAGUACUGCAGAACCAGGACAACGUGGUCGGCUGUGAUGUCACACAGGAAGUCAACAGCACAGUGGUGGUUGUUGACUGCAGUGUCACCAGCCUCGUCCUCCCAGCUUUCGCCCAGUUGAACAUCAGCUUCCUAUUGGAUGUGAACCAGAACAGCACACCUGGCAACAUCAACAUCCAUGUCAACACCAGCAGUGAUAACUAUGAGAGGGAGGAGUAUCUCCAUGACAACUCCAUCAGUCUCUCCCUUCCUCUUAAAUAUGGAGUCAACAUCAACCUCCACGGUUUUGUGACUCCCACCUCAUUUGUGUUUGGAGAUGAAGACUCGACUCCAGUUGACUGCUACACUGAAAGAUUCAACUACACGUACAAGGUGUUAAACUCUGGUCCCAGCAGGUCAGUAGAUACUGUGGUUGAAAUUGCGUUACCAAAAAUCCUCUCACCGCAUCGACACAGACUCCUGCAGGUGGUCGACUGGCAGUCGUCUCAUGGUGUGUGUUCAAUCAGUAACGCAACUAUUUCAGUUAUUGAGGACUGUGAAGUCCCUCAAGCUUCCUUCAUCAAACAACUCAUCUUUUUCUUCUCCUCCACAUCCACUCGCACAAUGUUUUGUGGCCGUGAUGAUACGGUGUGUGAGCGGCUGGUGUGUCGUCUCGGUAACCUGGAGGCGGGGAGAGAGGCCACCAUCCAACUAGAGACCAAACUGAACCCUGCUGUACUACUGCAAGCUCCGGGUCGUCAGCCUGUCGUGAUGCUGGAGAGCACAGCGAUGCUGUUAUCUCCCAGAGAAGAUCUUUACAACACCCUCAUCCAGAAAGCACCCACAGCACAGGUGGUGGUUGAAGGUCUUUUUACCCAGAAAGCCUCAACAACAGUCAAGGUCUUCAUCGUCGUCGUUAGUUUAGUUUUGGGUCUGAUCAUCCUGGCUGCUCUCAUCUGGUGUCUGUGGAAGGCUGGUUUCUUUAAGAGGGACCUAAAGAAGAAGGAGGAGGAGUUCAGGAGACACAGCUGGGACUACGUUCCUAAAAGCAGCGACAGAGAGAGCUUCUCCUAAAACUGUCACCGCUACCUGUGACCUCUGACUAUCAGGUGUAGUUCACAUUGUGACGGUGCAACAGUUUUAAUGAGUCGUACAGUAUGCUCUGACAGACAGAGGACAUCAACAGCCAAUGAAAUCUGUCCGGACUGUGUCAGACAUCAGAUGAGUGUGGUAGAUGAUGAACGCGUCUCAAGUGAAUGCCUCCUGGACACCUGGCCUGAAUCUGACCAUGACCAAUUAAAUUAUUUUGCCUCAUGUGCCUUCACAAAGAAAAACAAGACAAAAACAAGACUUGAAAAAGACUACAACAGCGGAUGGAUGGAGGAUUAAUAAAAAGGGAAGUGAACCUGAAACAAUCAAAUCUAGACCAAGUAAGAGGGUGUCAAGUUUUCCUGGGAUUAUGACAGUGUUAUCGAUGUCCUCCAUUUUGACUCUUUUUAAGAGGAAACAAACCAAAGGAAGUGACCUUCAGUGUCAAGGGAAGGAAAAACCUGGCCUCUGAUUGGCUGACCACUCUCAGGAAGACCUCCCUUUUGUCUGUGUACAUUAUCUUUCUGUGUUUUUGCUCACCUGCUGACCAACACUUUAUGCACUGCUGACACACACAGAGCAGACUCACUGGCUGCGCACACACCAGAUGUUGUCCAGACAGAAGAAGUAGUGAAGUGCUGCUGGGACAGCAUGUGUUUACGUAGAAGACAAUCAGCGUGGGAGUUUUAAUGGAUGCUGAACACCGUAACUGCUUUUUGGCCUUUAGCCUGUUCUCACUCUGGGAUUUGUUUGGAUUUCUGGUCACAACAGCAUUUAAAACCAGCAUAAUGUGGAACAAUCAGUGGAUUUGGUCUCGUGGGUGACGUAAAUCCCAAGCAAAGUUAAGCAAUAAACGGCUGAGUGGAUCCACGAUUGAAGAAAGUACGGCUGCCUGUAGGUGUCACAAAGAUCAGAAACCAGGCGCUUCUCUUCCAGGACCCUCUUAGGAACAAAUAUCGUGACAUAAAGUCCGGCUUGAACGCUUUUUGUUGUUCAGACAUCAGUGAGAUAUUCUACCUGGGAACAGUCUUGACAUACACAUGAGUUCUACAGUAAUUUUAUUUAUAGAGCAACACCCUGGUUUGUAAAAAAAAAAAAAAAAAAAAAGUCUCCGCAAAUUCUUAAUUGAACCACUCCUGGAUUCGGACCAAACCUCAAGUGUGAAAGCACAGUAAAAGGUGCAACUUGAGUAACAGACAGCAACAUAUUUGGCCACAAGGUUGAAUAAUGGAAGAGUACUUGAAAAUUAGUAUUUAA